This is a messenger RNA of Metarhizium acridum CQMa 102, 342 nucleotides long. The record is from RefSeq and is a predicted model, not a curated record. NCBI's taxonomy places the organism in Eukaryota, Fungi, Ascomycota, Sordariomycetes, Hypocreales, Clavicipitaceae.
AUGGGCAUGGCAGUACAUGUACUUAAUGAUAUAGCUUACGUGGUUCUCUUAAUUGACCGCCAACACAAUUCUCCUUUCUGGUCAAUCGCUCAGAUAAAAGCCCAGUUUGGGCUUGCUGAAUAUUUCUUUUCACGGGCCCUUCACCGCGUCUACCGGAUAGCCGAGGCGCUGGAAGUCGGCAUGGUUGGCGUCAACACGGGCAUCAUCUCGGACCCCGCAUCUCCAUUUGGCGGUGUCAAGGAGAGUGGUUUCGGUCGUGAGGGUUCCAAGUAUGGCAUUGCCGAGUACCAGGUGACCAAGAUGAUUACCUUUGGAGGAAUGGGAUCGCCGUUACAGAGCUAG